AUGAUCAACGACACUGGCCCAGAGGCGAUUAAACAAAAUGGCUAUGCUUCAACCAAUGGCUUCCAUUCUGUUGGGACUAAUGGGGAUGCGACAGUCAAUGGAGACUCUACCAACACACUUCCUGCUGAGCCCAUUGCCAUUUGUGGUAUGUCAGUUCGUCUCCCAGGUGGAUUACAUUCACCACAGGACCUCUGGGAAUUUUUGGUAUCCAAAGGCGAUGCCCACGGCCCAGUACCCGAGUCAAGAUACAAUGCCUCCUCCUACUGGUCUGAAACCAUGAAACCCGGGACAGUCAAGACACAGUAUGGCUACUUUCUAGAUGAAAGCAUCGACAUCGCUAGUGUCGACACAUCAUUCUUCACCAUGCGCAAAGCAGAAGUUGAACGCGCUGAUCCACAGCAGCGUCAGAUGCUAGAAGUUGCGCGAGAGUGCCUCGAAGAUGCAGGCGAGUUUGACUGGAAAGGUAGACCCAUCGGCUGCUUCAUGGGUAGCUUUGGCGAGGACUGGGUAGAGAUGUUUGCCAAAGAGGCUCAACAGUAUGGACUAUACCGAGUUAUGGGCUACGGUGACUUCAUGCUGUCGAAUCGUGUCUCAUACGAGCUAGAUCUUAUGGGUCCAAGUCAGGUGGUCCGCACAGGGUGCUCAGCGUCUCUCGUCGCUCUCCACGAAGCAUGCGUUGCGCUGUCUCGUGGUGAUUGCGAAGGCGCUAUCGUUGGUGGUGCUAAUCUUAUCAUGGCACCUGGAAUGACUGUGGCAAUGACCGAGCAGGGCGUUCUCUCACCGGACGGUUCAUGCAAAACAUUUUCAGCUGACGCUAAUGGCUAUGCUCGAGGAGAGGCAAUCUCAGCCAUCUUCGUCAAACCUCUACGCAAUGCAAUUCGCGAUGGAAAUCCCAUCCGAGCAGUCAUUAGGUCUACAGUCUCCAACAGCGACGGCAGAGGUACAGCUGGAGGUAUACAGGUACCCAAUGACAUUGCUCAAGAGAUCUUGAUCAGAAGAGCCUACAAGAUGGCCGGCAUCAGUGACUACUCUCAGACGGCAUUUGUUGAGUGCCACGGCACUGGAACAGCUAUUGGAGACCCGAUCGAGACCAAGGCCGUGGGCCGAGUAUUUGGCCCGUCCGGAGGUGUCUUCAUUGGGUCAGUGAAGCCAAAUCUCGGUCACUCUGAAGGUGCCUCAGGUCUUACAUCACUGAUCAAGGCUGUUCUGGCUUUGGAGAAUCGUACAAUUCCACCCAACAUCAAACUCAACCAACCGAACCCAGACAUUCCCUGGACAUCCUGCGGGCUAUCAGUUCCCACGGAACCCACACCAUGGCCCCCUUCAAAGCAUGAGCGCAUCAGUGUCAACUCCUUUGGCAUUGGUGGUACCAAUGCCCAUGUGAUUCUUGAUUCCGCCCGCAGCUUCAAGAUCGCUCCUCCUGUGGAACGCGCGACCACAUCACCACAAUUGCUAGUAUUCUCCGCAAAUGGUGCGGAUUCACUUCGACAGAUGAUCACCAACUAUGAAGAAUAUGCCGAGAAGAACCCAGAAAAGGUGGAUGAUCUUGCAUUCACACUGGGUCACAAGCGCGAGUAUCUGCCGCAUAGAGCAUUUGCUAUCGCCAGCCCUCUUGGUCCUCUCACGGUUUCACCCCCGUCCAAAGUAGGAAACAAGCCCAACAUAGUUAUGGUCUUCACUGGCCAAGGCGCUCAAUGGCCACAAAUGGGAAGAGAAUUGAUGUAUAGCUCUCAAUUUCCUACAUUCAGACAAACUAUCGCUGCCUUGGACGCUCAUCUCCAAUCUCUUGAAGAUGGACCAGAUUGGACUAUCGAGGAGGAGCUUCAGAAACCUCCCAAAACGAGCAGACUCAGUUCGGCUGAGUUGUCACAACCCCUUUGCACUGCAAUGCAAGUUGCCUUGGUUGAUACCCUCGCUUCUGUCGGUGUCAGAGCCGAGGCUGUGGUAGGUCAUUCCAGUGGCGAGGUCGCUGGUGCCUAUGCAGCUGGUGCCAUCACAGCGAAGGAAGCUAUCACAAUCGCCUUCUACCGUGGACUUGUUACCAAGCGUCAAACCAAGCCUGGAUCCAUGGCUGCUAUUGGAAUGGGUGCUGGAGACGUUGAGCAGUACUUGCAGUCGGGCGUCGUUAUUGCCUGCGAGAAUUCCCCAAGCAGCGUCACUAUCGCUGGUGAUACGGAAGCGGUAGAGUCAACAAUUGAAGUGAUCAAAGCUUCGAAGCCUGAUGCGAUGGCGCGACUACUACAAGUUGACAUGGCAUAUCAUUCCCAUCACAUGAAAGAGAUAGGUGAUGAUUACUUUGCCCUUAUGCAAGACAAAAUCUCGCCUAAAAAGCCCACCAAGCUGUUUUACAGCAGCGUUACAGGGAACACACUCACUGAAAGCCACCAAUUCGGCCCACGCUACUGGCAAACCAACAUGGAGUCCAGAGUCCGCUUCAGUCCUGCUAUUUCAGAAAUCAUCAAUCAGGGAACCAUCAAGAAUGCACUCUUCUUGGAGGUUGGACCCCAUUCUGCACUUGCUGGCCCGUUGCGACAAAUUCAGGCACAGUGUUCUAGUUCAUUCCCUUACGUCUCAGUUCUUACUCGCCAUAAGAACGACGUUGAAUGCUUCCUUUCAUGCGCUGGCAGUCUCUUUAACCUCAAUGCUCGCGUUGACCUGACCAAGGUCAUCGCUAAAGGCACGGUAUUGCCAGAUCUACCCAGAUAUCCCUGGAAUCAUUCUGAGAGGCAUUGGUACGAAUCAAGGUUGACGAACGAGUGGAGACAUCGCGAGCACAAGUAUCAUGACUUGUUGGGUAUUCGCGUCCCAGAGAGUACCGACUCCAACAUCCUUUUCCGGAACCUGUUUCACCUUGAUAACGCUCCUUGGAUCCGUGACCACAUGGUUGGAGAUGAUAUUAUUUUCCCGUUUGCUGGCUAUGCUGGCAUGAUUGGUGAGGCCAUAAGGCAAUUGACCCACGUCGACGAAGGCUUCAAGCUGCGAGCUGUCAGGGUCAGUACGGCUUUGGUCCUGACCAAGGGCAAGCCUGUAGAAAUUAUGUCUACAAUUCGGCGAAAGCGCUUGACCGACUCUCUCGACAGUGAAUGGUGGGAGUUCACAAUUGCAUCAUACAAUGGCACGUCAUGGACGAAACAUUGCUCUGGUGAAACCACAUCACAAAGCGACAAACUUGCGACAACAGGAAAACAGGAGCCUUUCUUGCGCAAAGUAGAUAUUGGUCGCUGUUACGAAUCUUUGGCUAAAUCUGGAUUGAACUUUGGACCAGAUUUCCAACGACUUGGCGAGAUCCGCUCAGAUACAGUGGAACAAAAGGCACAGUCAAGAGUCUUGAGCAAGCCAGGCGAACAGAUCAGCUAUCAUCUCCAUCCGACCAUCAUUGAUGCGUCACUACAACUUCUCAGUGUCGCUGUUUCAAGAGGAUUUGCCGACCGAUUUGACAAAACAAUGGUACCAACUCAUAUUGAUGAGAUGUGCAUCUAUCGACCAACUUUCACCAACUCAUUCGACAUCAGAGCAAACGCAUCUUACACCUCCACAGGCUCUGUUGCGGGCGGCGGUCAGAUUGUCGAUGCCGAAGGCCAGUUGGUACUUUUAACCUCUGGCAUUAAGCUCACCACAGUUGGCGAUCAAAAUGGAGGCAAGCCCGUCGAACCGACCGCCCGAUCAGAAUGGGCUCCCCACAUUGACUUUCUCGAUCCGAAGACCCUCAUCAAGCCCGCAAUUGAUCGCAGCGAGCAUAUGCCAGAUCUUACACGACUAUCUCACUUAUGUAUGGUGCACACGAAGCACAACAUCGCUAAGCUGGACACGACCAUUGAGCACAUGCACAAAUACAAGGCAUGGGUUAACCGCCAGAUCAAGAUUGAUGGCAUUGGGAGUCUCGAGUCUCUGAACGAUGAUGAACUCAAAUCUCAAAUCAAUGGCUUAAUGGAAGAAUUGAAGAAAACCUCGGCAAAGGACGCUGCAAUCGCUAUCGAGAAAGUAUUUGCCAAUGCUUCCAAUAUCUUUACUGGUAGCAAGGAGCCUCUUGACAUACUGUUGUCCGACGGCACCUUGAAUAACCUCUACACAUUCAUGGACAACUGUGACGAAUCGGAACUAUUCACGCAUUUGGCCCAUAGCAAGCCUAAUCUACGUGUCCUUGAGAUUGGUGCUGGAACUGGUGGGUCAACGUCUCAACUCUUGAAGUACCUGGCUCCAAUUGGCAAAGUAUUGUUCUCCAACUACACAUAUACGGACAUCUCUUCUGGUUUCUUUGAGAAUGCCAAGAAGCGCUUCAAAGACUUUCAGAACAUGGAAUUUGCCACACUGGAUAUCAGUCGGGAUCCGUCGGAGCAAGGGUUUGAUGGGCGUGAGUACGACCUCAUCUUGGCGACUAACGUCAUUCACGCUACAAAGUCAAUCAACGAAAGCUUAAAGAAUGUCCGAAAGCUUCUCAGUCGCGAUGGAAGAUUAUUACUCCACGAGCUCACACCAACUUCGAAAUGGAUCAACUACAUCUUUGGGACACUGCCAGGAUGGUGGUACGGCGAGGCAGACGGUCGGUCUCAUGAGCCAUACAUCUCUGUCGAGCGCUGGGGAGCAGAGUUGCAGGCUGCUGGUUUCGAGACCCCAGAUGCAGCUGUACUUGACACAGUGGGGCCUAAUCACUUGAAUGCCAUGAUUCUCUCUAGACCAGCAAUCAAAACGGACACGAACAGGCAUGUUGAGCUAUUGACCAUGUCCGAUGUUGAGACCAAGGGAGAGGAGACACUCCGUCAAAGUUUGGAGAAACGGGGUUACUCUGUCCAUCGAAGAGGAAUCUUUGACCAGUCAGCUCCUACUGGGUACCGCAUUAUUGCACUUAUGGACCAAGAUGAGCCUUUCUUUGGGGAUAUUAAUAGCGAAAGAUUUGACGCUUUCAAGAUUUUGACAAGCAGCCUCAAAGAUACCAGUCUCCUUUGGAUCACUCAUGUUUCGCAAAUGGGGUGUUUGGAUCCUCGCUUCGGCCAGAUCUUGGGUAUAUCUAGAGCUCUUCGAUCUGAGAUGCUGUUAGAAUUCGGCACUUGCGAAGUCGACAAUGUGACAGCAUCAUCAGAGAGAAUCGUUGACGUGUUUGAGAGGUUCCAAACACGAAAAGAGGACGAGACUCUCAAACCCGAUUACGAAUAUGCGAUCGUCAACAACACCGUCCAUGUCGGUCGCAUCUAUCCAUUCUCAGCCCAGGAUAAUCUGUUGAUGUCUAGCGAAGAGAAUCUAGUGGCGCUUCAAACAAGCAAGCCUGGCAGGCUCGACGCCUUGCACUGGGCAAGCUACGAGUCGCCCACACUAACUGGCGAUGAUGUCGAGAUCAGAGUGCAAGCUGCGGGUCUAAACUUCAAAGAUGUCUUAUGUGCCAUGGGUAUUGUCGACGGCGGCAACGGCUUCGGUCUUGAGGGUGCUGGUGUUGUCAAUCGUAUCGGACCAAACGUCAAGGACCUAAAGGCCGGGGAUCGUGUUCUUUUCAUAGCUCAUGAUUCUUUCGCCACUCAUGUUGUCAUGUCCGAGAACCUCUGUGAGAGAAUUCCUGAUAAUCUGAGCUUCGAAGACGCAGCAACCAUACCUUGUGUGUUUGCAACAUCAUAUCACUCAAUCUUCAACAUGGGAAAUCUCAAGAAAGGACAGUCCAUACUGAUCCACAGCGCUUGCGGCGGUGUUGGCAUCGCUACUAUACAACUGGCCCAGAUGGUUGGCGCAAAGAUCUAUGCAACCGUAAGCAGCGAGGAGAAGAUCAAAUAUCUCGAAGACAACUUUGGUCUAGAUCGUUCAUGCAUUUUCAACUCUCGCGACGAGUCAUUCGUCGAGCGAAUUAUGCAUGAAACUGGUGGCGAGGGUGUUGACUUGGCGCUCAACUCCCUGUCUGGCGAGCUUCUACACGCUACCUGGAAGUGCAUUGCGGAGUUCGGUCGGAUGGUAGAGAUUGGGAAGCGAGACUUGAUUGGGUUUGGUAAACUUGACAUGUCCCCUUUCCUGGACAACCGUACCUACUCUUGUGUCGAUCUUGAUCAGCUUUGUUUCAAGAGGGGGCUUAUCGCAAAAGAGCUUCUCAAAGAUGUCAUUAGACUCUACAAAGACGGGCACAUCCAACCAAUUCGUCCCAUUAAAGUCUACCGCCCUCACAAAAUUCUUGACAGCUUCAGGUACAUGCAGCAGGGCGUUCAUCUUGGCAAGAUUGUAGUCUCCAUGGACACAACAGCCGGGCCCAGCUUGGAAGUCGAAUCUCGAAAGCAACCAGUCACACUAGAUUCAACGGCUUCAUACUUGCUUGUGGGUGGGCUCGGAGGCUUAGGUCGAUCCAUCUCCAGAUGGCUGAUUCAGCGAGGAGCUCGUCACCUCAUUUAUCUCUCCCGUAGUGCGGGAACGAAUGAGAAGCACCUCGACCUACAGCAAGAACUAGAAAGUCUUGGAUGCAAGGUAGACUUUGUUCAGGGCAGCAUCAACAACCUUGACGACGUUACUACUGCAGUUGCACGAGCUGAUGGUCGCCUAAAGGGAGUUUUGCAAAUGUCCAUGAUUCUCGCGGAUCAGAGCUUUUCGAGGAUGACUAUGGAGGAGUGGAAUACUGCUGUUGACCCCAAGAUCCAGGGUACUUGGAACUUGCAUAAAGCGACCAUGUCCGCUGAUGCAGACCUCAACUUCUUUAUCCUUUUCAGUUCGCUUUCUGGUGUCAUUGGACAGCCUGGACAGGUGAACUACGCCGGUGGAAACACCUUCCUCGAUGCCUUUUCUAACUAUCGAAAGAGCCGAGGUUUCCCAGCCUGUUCUAUCGACAUCGGAGCGGUGGAAGAGGUUGGAUACUUGGCCGAAAAACAGUCCAUUAUGCAGAAACUCAAAGUAACUGGUUUCAACGGCACUGUGUCAGAGCACGAAUUCCUCGAUGCACUCGGUGCAGCCAUGACUAAGACUUCUGAUAACUUUUGUCUUGGAUUCCGACCGGACGUUUCCCUUAGCGAUCCUUCCAACCGCUCUCUUUGGAAGAAAGACAUUAGAAUGGCUGCCUUCCACAAUAACAGGGGUGCUACAGAGGCCUCUACGGGUGCAACAAAUGAUGAACUCAAGUCCUUCAUCUCGAGGGCUAAGCGAGACCCUUCAAUCUUGAAGCAGGAGGAGUCAUCUCGCUUGCUCGCCCGAGAGAUUGGAAAGAAGGUGUAUGGCCUCUUACUCAAACCUGUGGAGGACUUGCAAACAGCCUCUUCUCUCUCCGACUUGGGAAUGGAUUCGCUGGUAGCGAUUGAAGUGCGACAGUGGUGGAAGACUGUUUUCCAAUUUGACAUUAGCGUACUUGAGAUGAUGGCAAUGGGUAGUCUUGAUAUGCUUGGAGCCCAUGCUGCCAGAGGUUUACAGCACGUCUUUGGAAGCACAUAG
Fusarium venenatum is the source of this 7383-nucleotide messenger RNA. RefSeq lists its product as uncharacterized. Gene Ontology annotation, molecular function: fatty acid synthase activity; phosphopantetheine binding; oxidoreductase activity. The record is from RefSeq and is a predicted model, not a curated record. Lineage: Eukaryota; Fungi; Ascomycota; Sordariomycetes; Hypocreales; Nectriaceae. Gene Ontology annotation, biological process: secondary metabolite biosynthetic process; fatty acid biosynthetic process.